Molecule: messenger RNA, 1039 nt
Organism: Perognathus longimembris pacificus (Pacific pocket mouse)
Lineage: Eukaryota; Metazoa; Chordata; Mammalia; Rodentia; Heteromyidae
Product: aurora kinase C-like
Exons: 3
Biological process (GO): mitotic spindle organization; regulation of cytokinesis; protein phosphorylation
Cellular component (GO): spindle pole centrosome; spindle midzone; spindle microtubule
Molecular function (GO): ATP binding; protein kinase activity
Source: RefSeq, a predicted model, not a curated record
CAAAAAAAACCCAAAAAACAACAAGAGGAAAGAGGGGCAUAUUAAUGACUAAAGAGAUUUUGCUUGAGAUGAUGAAAAUGUUCUGGAAGCGGUGAUAUGGUUGCAUAACAACAUGAAUGUGCUUAAUGACAUUGUCCAUUGAAAAUUGCCAUAGUGCUUGGUUUCAUGUUAUGCAUAACGAUUGACACAUAAUUAAGAAGUCAUAGCGUGUUCUUCCUCAUAGGUAGUGGUAGAAGGCUUUCCAUCUGGAUUGCUUUGAGUUUGUUUGUUCACACAGAUAAUGGAGGAGCUGGCUGAUGCCCUGGUCUACUGCCAUGACCAGAAGGUGAUUCACAGGGAUAUUAAGCCAGAGAACCUGCUUCUGGGGUUCAGGGGUGAGGUGAAGAUUGCAGACUUUGGCUGGUCCGUGCACACCCCCUCGCUGAGGAGAAAGACCAUGUGCGGGACCCUGGACUACCUGGCCCCGGAAGUGGUGGAAGGGAGAACCUAUGAUGAGAAGGUGGAUCUAUGGUGCAUCGGGGUGCUCUGCUAUGAGCUUCUGGUGGGAAGUCCACCCUUCGAGAGCACCUCUCAAAGUGAGACCUGCAAGCGCAUUCUGCAGGUGAAUGUGAGGUAUCCUCCAUCAAUGCCUGCAGGGGCCCAGGACUUGAUCUCUAGGCUUCUUAGGUACCAGCCCUCAGAGCGGCUGCCCUUGUUCCAGAUCCUGCAGCACCCAUGGGUCCAAGCCCACUCCCGCCGACUACUGCCUCCUUCUGCCUAGAAGAUUUUGGAGUCCAUCUGUCUCUUUCUGUCCUUGCUCAAGAAGCUCACCCCUUCUGCCAGCAGGUGUCUUUGUGUUUUCUUUUAACAUGCUGAUUAAUAAAAACUGAGUCAUUUAGCUUCAGUCUUUUCUGAUUUAGUGAGUUAGUGUGUGGUGAUACCGAAGUUUGAAUUCAGGACAUCAUGCUUGCCAGAUAGGUGCUCUACUACUUAAGCCACUCAUCAGACUUUUGUAUCUAUGCACAUGUGAGUAUAUGGGGGGAUUUUUUUUUUAAAUAGG